AUGGUCAGUUUCGAGGAGAAGAUGCGAGAAAGCAACACGUUAUUCAAGGAAGAGCAACGGAUACAUGACAUUGCACAACGCCUUGCUGAAAACACAGAUCAAUUGCUUCAACUGCUUCUGGACCUCAACUCCCAGCCACAGGUACCGAAAUCCUUGCGCUACGAUUUGAAACCCCCAGGCCAUGUUACGGCUACGCAGUAUAGCUCGGAAAAAAGAACAGACGCGGAAGAAAGCCACCUGAGACUAGUGAAGGCGAGACACCAGCUUCAAAGUAAACAAAUUAGUCCUGGCGAGUACCGGGCUCUCGAAAACACACUAUUACAGUCUGAGGAAUUUACGCCCAGUAAUUCGUACGCGUCACUUCUUACCACUGCCAACCCUUUGAUACGGCCAGUGGAAAACCCCGAGCCAGGCAAGGAACGACCUAUUGGGUACCUGACCAUCAAGGAAGAGGAGCAGUAUCUCCAGUCUAUUGAUGCGUUCUUGGACGGAACCACGACCAAUCCCAGGCUUCACGCGGCUGGCAAUCUGGGGAGUCGCAACACCGAGCGAACCAUCGAGCGAGAGCGUGAGAUGCAGCUGAAGAACUCGGUGUCGGUGUACAAUUGGCUGCGAAGGCACCAGCCUCAGGUCUUCUUGCAGGACAACGAACCUGAGAAGCCAUCCCGAGCGACGGGUUCGAGAAGUUCGGCACGUAAAUCUGCGGGCAAAGAGGCCUUGAGACGAGAACCGGAGUUGUACGAUGAUGAUGGGAUUGCCGUAGAACAUGGAGCUUCUUUGAGGGGGAAACGGAAGCGAGACAAUGAUGGGGGCUACAGACCCAAAGGGGGAAGUUCACGAGGCGCGAAACGCAGAAAGGAGACCAAGGAAGAGACUGGGCGGACUAAGCGGUCAAAAAGGUCAUCGCUCGAUGCAAGAUAG
This is a messenger RNA of Exophiala aquamarina CBS 119918, 921 nucleotides long. RefSeq lists its product as uncharacterized. Lineage: Eukaryota; Fungi; Ascomycota; Eurotiomycetes; Chaetothyriales; Herpotrichiellaceae. Gene Ontology annotation, cellular component: Ino80 complex; nucleus. The coding region runs from base 1 to 921 and encodes 306 amino acids. The record is from RefSeq and is a predicted model, not a curated record. The transcript is spliced from 2 exons. Gene Ontology annotation, biological process: chromatin remodeling.